Molecule: messenger RNA, 774 nt
Organism: Spinacia oleracea (spinach)
Lineage: Eukaryota; Viridiplantae; Streptophyta; Magnoliopsida; Caryophyllales; Amaranthaceae
Exons: 1
Coding region: 1-774 (257 amino acids)
Source: RefSeq, a predicted model, not a curated record
AUGAAGGGUGAUAACCAACAUACCCAAAGAAAAAGGAAGUACAUUGACGCAAUUCACCAAGCAGAAGAUGAGGCUAAUAAUUCAAAACUUGAUCUUUCGCUCUCUCUUCCUUCUCCAAACCCUAUUACUCCGGUACCUGAACCAGAACCGGAACCCGUUAAGAAACUCCCUUCUAAGCAUGCGGCCUCAUCUAGGCCGCAACGUGGUCGACGUAACACGACACGGGGCGGCCGAAUCGGAACCGGAACCGAGGGUGGACGAAGGGUAGUCAAGAGUGAGACUAUCCCGAACCCAUACCCGUGGGCUACGGACCGACGGGCUACGGUUCAUACGUUGAAGUAUUUGUUAGAUAAUGGGAUACUAAUGAUUUCUGGUCUAGUGCAAUGCAAAAAGUGUGAGAAGAGUUAUAGUAUUGAGUAUGAUGUCAAAGACAAGUUUGAAGGGAUUGCUAAUUUUGUUAUGGAAGGGCUAGAGGAUUGGCACGACCGUGCACCCGAGCAAUGGACCGCGAUUAAGCUUCCUACGUGCAAGUUUUGUGGACAAGAAGAUAGUUGUAAGCCUAUACUAUCUGAGAAGAAGAAAUCAAUCAAUUGGUUGUUUUUGUUGCUAGGUCAACUUAUAGGGUGUUGUACUUUGGAUCAACUUAAAUAUUUUUGCAAGCAUACUAAUAUUCAUCGAACCGGGGCCAAAAAUCGGGUGCUUCUUUAUACAUACUUGGCAUUGUGCAAGCAACUUGAGCCUCAUGGUCUGUUCAAUUAUCCAGCCAUUCCAUAA